AUGUCUGCUGAUUUGUCAUGCACAACUCUGGCCAGCGACAAGGCUGAGAUGAGAGUCAAAGACCCAGAUGAUCGUCCUUAUAAACGUCUUGUGCAGUCAAUGCGGAAAAGUCAUCCUAAUCUCUCGAAUCUGGAUGAACUCCUUACACGUCCUUCUGAGAAUGGCCUUGCCGCAGCGAUCCAAUUCCGUGAUGACCAAGUGUCAGUCGAACGAUUUACCAGAUCAACUGAUUUGGACGAAUUCCUGAAGCGGCACGCCAAGGGUGAUCGCAGGCUGUUCCUUCUCCAGGGGCUGCCGUCCAACUACAUCGAAGUUUUAGGGCCUUCGUUCAACAUAGACCCCAACUUCUUUGCAAGGCAGAUUCAAAGUGGCAUCCUUCACACAAGCAAAGGUGUACGAGACAUCCCGCUGCUUCCCUCGCAUCCAACUUCCAAGGAAUCCUUUUGUAUCAGGUACCAUGAGCUCCGCGAGUUUGAAGACCCUAUUCGUGAUUGGGAACUCCGAGUCCUGGACCAGGCUCGCAGAAUCAGUGUAACAAAGUGGAACGGGGAGUUUGACGGCGUCGGCAUCGUUCGUAAGAAUGCGAGCGUUUGGUUCAGAUCGAAAGGCGAAAAUGCAUGGGAUGGUACGUUCUUCUAUCCUAAUCAAUUCCCAAUCGCGCUUCGUGACUUUGGUGGGACAAUCAACAUUGACAGUGCCUGCGCAGCAAUCAUUCUGGUGGACCCUCCAGUAGGGGACCAGUUCUAUGUGGGUGUCGAAAAUAGUAAUCUGCCUUCUACUCUCCGGAACAGGCUUUACCGAGGAGGCUAUGUCGACUUUUCUCCUCCUGUUCACGGUGAUAUUAGUUCCUAUAAUGCCGCUAAUGCAGGUCCGACCAGAGCGAGUGCCCUCGAAGAUCUCAUUUAUUACUACACCAAAUCACAGCUCGCACAGAGCACUGAUUACAGCUCGCCGAAUGCGGUGACGGGUGUCUUGAAACAAUAUGUGGCGUCACAUUGGAUGAUCCUGCUACAAUACAGCCUUGAUCUUUUGCUCAAAUACGAGAACACAUAUCAUCGAGCGUGUUUUUUUGCAAGUCUAUCUUCAUCAUUGAUUCAAACGGCCUUACGAGAUGUCCAGCACCUGAAUGAUCGUGUCGCCGGUUGGUGUGAACAAGUGGAUCGUUCACUCAAGCAAUUCAAAGCGAGUGAUACGCUAGGCAGCUUUCCUGGACAAAAGAGGAAUGAGACAAGUGAAGACGACUUCAUCCAUAUCUUGCACCAACUUCGUGAGCUGAGGCAAAGAGUACAAACUGUGAUUACUUCCAUGGCCGGACUCAUCAGUAUCAUCGAGACAAUGAGAAUGAAGGAACUCUCUCUCCUUGCCAUGGUUUUUAUCCCGCUGGGCUUGACGUCGGGAGUCUUCAGCAUGGAAGGCAACUAUGCUCCGGGUGGAUCAGCAUUCUGGGUAUUCUGGGUGGUUGGGAUAUCUCUUGUGCUCGUUGUUUUUGGUGUUGCUUUCGGAUUGAAUCCUGGACUGUCACUCAUAAGAUCACUGAAGUUCAGGAAACAGACGUUCAAGCCAGCAGCGAAGCAGAAAACUUCCAAGGGAUCCUACCCAGAAACGGUCUGA
Molecule: messenger RNA, 1611 nt
Organism: Rhinocladiella mackenziei CBS 650.93
Lineage: Eukaryota; Fungi; Ascomycota; Eurotiomycetes; Chaetothyriales; Herpotrichiellaceae
Exons: 1
Coding region: 1-1611 (536 amino acids)
Biological process (GO): transmembrane transport; metal ion transport
Cellular component (GO): membrane
Molecular function (GO): metal ion transmembrane transporter activity
Source: RefSeq, a predicted model, not a curated record